Messenger RNA from Orbicella faveolata, 2796 nucleotides. RefSeq names its product headcase protein homolog. The record is from RefSeq and is a predicted model, not a curated record. Lineage: Eukaryota; Metazoa; Cnidaria; Anthozoa; Scleractinia; Merulinidae.
UUAAUGAGCCCUCAUUCAACAAAAGCUCGCAUGAAAUUACGUGACGUGUCACUUCCCGUUUUCCCGUUGCGCGACUCUUCAUCCGGGAGACCUCGUUACCCAUUGAAAUGAACAAAGAAAGCCAAACUGAUGCGUGUCAGGUGGUCACACAAGCCCCACCCCCUUGUCACGACAUGCAAUGUAAAUAGGGCUAAUCUGCGCUGUACAUUAGGAAACACUUUGCAUGUUGGCGGAGGACGUGGAAGUCAGUUAUAAAAGGAGCUGAUCUCAUUGUUUUGGGUGGGAACUGAACUUUCAAGAUGCCCCACUCAAAGGCGCAAAAACAGAAAGUUCGGGUAAGCAUGAGCGAAGACACUUCUUCGGACCACGAGGACGGGGAAAGAGAACACUUUAUCGCGUGUUGUCUACCAAAAGGAUGUCCUUUAAAAAGCUCCGUCGAUUUGCCGACCUCUGUUCGGGUUAUUUGCAACAAUGACGCCUGCCAACAGAGCGGCUACAUGCACGUCGAAUGUUUUGACGAUUUCGAAGAGGAAAUUCUCGCGUAUUUACGAGGAACUGGACGAGCGCGUAGCUGGUCAGAGAAACAGAGAAGGCAGAACAUAUGGACAAAGAAGGGCUACGACUUGGCCUACAAGUGCUGUGCCUGCCAGUGCGGAAAAGGACAUUUGAGAAAGGAUCUUGAGUUUCAACCGCCAAAGCCCGAAGAAGUGGGCCAAUUGCAUUUGCAAAACCAGAUAAAAGGCAAACGAAAGAAAAAGAAAGGCAACGAGAAACCAUCUGUUAACGUUUCGACGACGAGCAGACCUCGCAGAAGUUCCCAAUCGUCUAACUGUAGUCAGUUAUCUGAGUCACCACCUGAACGAUCGCCGAUCUCACCGCUCCCAAAAACUCCCACCAAGAAAACGAGAGCGAAUUCGCAUGAAAAUAACUGUCACUUCUUCGGCGAGGCGUUCGCCAGUGUCAAUAAUUCGAACGUACUUGCUACGCACGCGAAUGUGUUGAGUAACUUUUUGAAAAGAGCGGACUUCAGCUCGUUUCAAGGCGUUUUACCUAAGCACAAAGUGAACCCUUAUCAUAUUAAAAUGGAGGAUGAGGUGAACGACGAGGCGCGUCAUUUUGUACUCUCGAAUCUCUCUUCUCGCAUGACCUGCACAGCGAGCUGCGUGCUCUGCAGCCGAGAGCUGCCCGUUUUCGAUAAAUACCCUCUUAUCGACGGAACGUUCUUUCUUUCACCGAGACAGCUAAACCCGACCUGCAUGGAUGUGUCACAAAACGGUAAAGCGCAGUACCUGACAGCGGUGUGCGUGCAAUGUUUGGAGGGCAUUCCCAAUCGCGUCAAGUGCAAACUCUGCAACAAAGAAUGGGACGGCUCUUCACAUCAACUUGGCACCAUGUACUGUUACGACAUCUUCGCCGCCUCGCCUUGCUGUCAACAGAGGGUGGCUUGUCAUUCUUGUGGCAAACCUGUCGUGGAUUUGAACGAGGGCAUGAAAUUCUUCUGGGAGUAUUCACAGUCGAUGAAGUGCCCUCAUUGCGGUGUUUCAGGCUUUCACUGUAUUAAGUCGAUCUCGUAUUAUGAAGUCCCCGACGUAAUACGCUAGUCAGGUCAUAGAUUUGGCAGAAGUUGCAGUAUUGCGAAUAACCGGCAUUUUGAUCAUCCUGGGCGGCCAUGCAUGUCAAUUGAAAGAUUCUUCAAGUAUACACAACGUUUAGGUGUGGCUAAUGGUAAUGAUCAAUAAGUCUCAAUGUUGGCUCAAAAAGAAAAAAUAAACCAUUUGGGCCAGGUAAAAUUGGCAUUUUGAAGCAAUGUAUUGUGUCUUGUACAAUAUGAUAAUUGUCGCUCUAAUACAGAUAAUUGUGAGAAUGAGCAAUUUCAUUCUGACACAAGCUUGCCAAUUUUUGAAGACAUCAACAUUGAAAUUCUCUGACAAGAAACUUAAAAUGCACCCUGGCCAAUUCAUUGCGCCUUGCCACUCCAGGAUUGGGGAGGGGUUCCACAACUGUCACAAGCCGUAUCACAUACAUUUCUUCUUUAGCAGUUCUUAGAACAAAUUACAAUACUGUCAAUAAUGACCAAUUUAUUUAUUUUGAGCACUUAGAGUAAGUUGGCAGUCUUUUCCAUUUAAUUUUUGUUCUAGAAUAAACUGUUUCGGAAUAAUUUCUCAAUUUUUUAAAAACAGGUCUUUUAAUAAUUAUAAAAUGCCCUGCAUUUAAUUAUUUUCACAUGAAGCAUCAGCUUAAACAGGAUUUCAAAUCAAGGGGCAAUUUAUUACUUGUAAAUAUGAUCAUUUUUGUGACUGUACAUGGUGCAUUGAUCCAUUAGGCAGCCUAAAAUCUAUGACAAAAUAUUCUGUCAUUUUUAUUUCUUAUUUGCCCAAUGUGGCUGCCUUUCACCUGUGAUGAGAAAGCAUGCAAAUGAUGGCCAAGAAUGGCAUAAGAGACAAUAGAACAAGUUCCAAACAGGUACACAAACACAAUUUUAUCAUAUGAACUCUAAUCCAUUUCACCUCACAAAACCCUGAACAGUGAGAAAAAGUAAGCAAAUAUACAUAGCAAACUAUCAGAUAGACAGAGAUCAUUGUGAAGUUUGUUCGAUUUAAUUUUCCUAAAGAACAGAAAGUAACUUACUGAACCUGUUAACCAUUAGUGAGAGAUUAAUCAACAAGCCCUUGUAAUUUGCAUGCAGCAAGCGAGCUAGCUUACAUGAAAGUUGCUCUUCUGUUACUGUGACUUCUCUAAAAAUAAUGAGUGCAUAAUGCAGUAUUUUUAUGGCUAGAGCUGGCUAAGAUAUAAUGC